AUGGGACAAGGAGAGCAUGGGACAAGGAGAGCAUGGGACAAGGAGAGCAUGGGACAAGGAGAGCAUGGGACAAGGAGAGCAUGGGACAAGGAGAGCAUGGGACAAGGAGAGCAUGGGACAAGGAGAGCAUGGGACAAGGAGAGCAUGGGACAAGGAGAGCAUGGGACAAGGAGAGCAUGGGACAAGGAGAGCAUGGGACAAGGAGAGCAUGGGACAAGGAGAGCAUGGGACAAGGAGAGCAUGGGACAAGGAGAGCAUGGGACAAGGAGAGCAUGGGACAAGGAGAGCAUGGGACAAGGAGAGCAUGGGACAAGGAGAGCAUGGGACAAGGAGAGCAUGGGACAAGGAGAGCAUGGGACAAGGAGAGCAUGGGACAAGGAGAGCAUGGGACAAGGAGAGCAUGGGACAAGGAGAGCAUGGGACAAGGAGAGCAUGGGACAAGGAGAGCAUGGGACAAGGAGAGCAUGGGACAAGGAGAGCAUGGGACAAGGAGAGUAG
Messenger RNA from Procambarus clarkii (red swamp crayfish), 498 nucleotides. NCBI's taxonomy places the organism in Eukaryota, Metazoa, Arthropoda, Malacostraca, Decapoda, Cambaridae. The record is from RefSeq and is a predicted model, not a curated record.